This is a messenger RNA of Apaloderma vittatum (bar-tailed trogon), 240 nucleotides long. RefSeq names its product chromosome unknown open reading frame, human C16orf91. NCBI's taxonomy places the organism in Eukaryota, Metazoa, Chordata, Aves, Trogoniformes, Trogonidae. The annotation marks the transcript as partial. The record is from RefSeq and is a predicted model, not a curated record. The transcript has a single exon.
UCUGCCAGCAAGGCCAGCCCGCGGGUGUGGAGCGUCAGCCGGUCGAUGGGGAGCCACUACGAGAGGCCGUGGGUGAAGGUGCUGCCUCUCAGUCUGCUCUGCACUGGACUGCUGCUCUGGUGCGUGUUCAGGCCAAAAACGGAGAUCGAUGAGCGACUGGAAGCCGUUUUCUCCAGUCAGAUCGCGAACUCUGUGGCCCAGAAGGGCAAUGCUCCCUUGCAACCGCAGAAGGAGAAAUGA